Sitophilus oryzae (rice weevil) is the source of this 3671-nucleotide messenger RNA. RefSeq names its product RNA-binding protein 26 (gene swm). Gene Ontology annotation, biological process: mRNA processing. The record is from RefSeq and is a predicted model, not a curated record. Lineage: Eukaryota; Metazoa; Arthropoda; Insecta; Coleoptera; Curculionidae. The transcript has 18 exons. Gene Ontology annotation, cellular component: nucleus. The coding region runs from base 160 to 3159 and encodes 999 amino acids. Gene Ontology annotation, molecular function: RNA binding; metal ion binding.
UGAAAAGUCGUCAAUGAGAUGGUGGCUGAGUAGCAAAUUUUUAUAGAAAUUUCAGAUUAGUUUUCUAUUCACAUUUUACUUCUAAUAGAGUUGAUCUUACAACAUUUUGUGAUAAUAAUUUUGUGAGGUAUAAUUAUUGUGUUAAAUACUGCGAACAGAAUGCUCGUUGAACAGAUAGACGCUUUUAAAAGCUGGCUGACAGCUGUUCUUAAACCUAUGUGUGAAGCGGAUCCAGCAGCUCUAGCUAAAUAUGUUUUGGCAUUAAUAAAAAAAGAUAAAUCAGAAGCUGAACUUCGUAAAAGUAUGAUAGGACAACUUGAAGUUUUCUUGGAAGGGGAAACCGAGGGCUUUGUUAAUUUGGUUUUUCAGACCUUAACUACAAAAGAUUAUAUUACAACACCAGUUAUACCCAGUGCAAAUCCACCAAAUCCUAACAUUACUGCAAAAACAAAAGAGGGAAAAGAAGCCAAAGUGAUUGUACAACCUAGUGAGUUACCUAAUUUAAAUGAAGUUGUAAAUGGUGGUUCAGCUGAUAAGAGAACAGAAGUAAGAAAACCUGACAUUAAAAAUCGAAGAAAUUCAGAAAAUGGAGAAAGAGAAGAGAGACCCAGAAGACGUUCUAGACAUCGCUCUAUAUCUAGAAAUCGCACCAAGUCUAGAUCGAGGUCUUGGGAUAGAGUGAAAAGGUCUAGAUCAAGAGAAAAAUCGAGGGACCGAGGGGAAAGGGACCAGCAUCGACUAGAUAGAGACAAGAGAGAUAGGCUCGAUAGGGAUAGACUUCGAACAUGGAGAAAUAAGUCCCCAUCGAGAAGGUAUGAAAGGCGACGUUCGAGAUCUCCACGUAGCCCUACUCCACCACGGCUAAGAUCUCGGUCUCGUAGUCCAAGGCACUCCCAUAGGACAAGAUAUAGAUCUAGUAGGAGUCGAUCUAGGUCUUUAGAAAAGAGAGAGAGAAGAGAUUCCAAAGAUUUAAAAAUUCACUCUAGGCCUGGCACUCCUACGCAAGAUUCUAACCAUGGUGAUGAUGUACCCAUUUCCAACAGUAAUCAGACAUUAAACAGUGUUGUUGUUCAACCUAAUAAUAAACGGAGAUGCAGAGACUUUGACGAAAAAGGUUAUUGUAUGAAAGGUGAAAUGUGUCCUUUUGAUCAUGGCGUUGAUCCUGUGGUAUUAGAAGAUUCAACACUAACUCGAGUUUUAUCUUAUAAUCCCAAUGGUGAUGUGGCUGGAGCUUUAGGAUCUGGGCCGGCCAUAGCAGGCGCCUCUGUGCCGCCAGGUGUCCCAACUGCCAUGAGGCAUCCUGGGGUGGAUAACCCUUACAACCCUCAAGCUCCCCAAAUGUGGGCCGGAGGAAGAUUUAGAGGUCCUCGUCCUAUGGGAGCAGUUAGAAUUCCCGGUAUUAAUACUUUUGGACAGCCACCAUCCUCUCUAGGGAUGCAGAGGGAGUUAAUUUCAGUGCCUGUUGUGAUGGAUAGUUCUAAGCCUCCUGGUGUUGGCCCACCAGGAGGUUAUGGUCCUUUGCCAAACGCGUCGUAUGGGCAUCCUGGCGCUGCCCCACCUCAGAACUACGGCCCUGGUGGAAUACCAGUAACUCAUCCAGGAUUAGAAGGAGCCACUCUGCAUCCUGGCAUGUACAAAAAGAAGUUUGAUUUUAAUAGACUCGGCCCCAGAAAAAAUCCUUCAAAUUGUAGCUUAGAAUUGAAGAAAGUUCCAGUAGGAAUUAAUUCUAUAACUCACCUUAACAACCACUUUGCAAAAUUUGGAAAAAUUGUUAACAUACAGGUUCAGUUUGAGGGUGAUCCUGAAGCAGCCCUCAUAACAUUUUCAUCCCAUGCCGAGGCAAAUUCCGCGUAUAGAAGUACAGAAGCGGUUUUGAAUAACAGAUUCAUCAAACUGUUUUGGCACGAUAGUGAUGGGAGUAAACAAGAGAAUAUGCCUCCAGUCCCGCCGAAAUCAGUUAAGGACAGAUUAGGUGGCAAUGUGCCACCCAACAGUAACAAAGUGUUGAAUUUGGUUCAACCAAAAGCAGGAGAGACAGAUGUCGACGUUAAAACUGAAAUAAAAGAGGAAAAGCCCGAGUUGAGUAAGGAGGAUAGCAAAGCACAAGCUGCUGCAGCAAUUAAGAAAAAUCAGGACUUGCUGGCGGUUCAAGCAAAAGUAAAUAAAAAUAAGGACGAACAGCGGAAGGAAGUCCUAAAAAUUCAGAGCGACUUGAGGAAGAGGAAGCAGGAAUUACUUGAUAAACAACUUUCACAACAAAAGAUUUUAAUUGAGAAGAUGGAGAAACUGCCGCCUGGUCCUCAGAGGGAUGUGCUUAUGGAGACCAUUAAAAAGACGCAGGAGUCGAUUGAAAACAUUAAAAAGGAUUUGGAAAGCGGUGCUUUAGCGGCAAAAACCAACUCUUUUACAAAAUCCCAAAAGGACACUCAGAAGGAAUUGUUGGAUACAGAACUUGAUCUGAUUGCCAAGCAGCAAGAAGGCGCAGAUACUACUGAAAUACAGAUAAAAUUGGCCGAGCUUAACGCCAGAGCCAAAGCCAUGGCAAGAGGCAGAGGAAGGGGCAGAAGCAGAUAUACUCCAAUCGUUAACAGACGAUUGUUAACCAAGAACAAUUUGUUGGAUAACAAGCUCAAAGGCAAUAUUAAAACUGUGAACAAAAUUGUGAAUAACGUGACGUCAAGCCCCGCGUCACUGCCCGCCACAGCCUCCCAAGCCGUAACAUCUUUUCAGAAACAUACUGUCGACCAUAGACCUACGAGAUUAUUAAUUUCUGGUUAUGAGAUGGAGGAGCAAGACAGCGUUCUUAACCAUUUUCAGCAAUUUGGUGAAAUAGUUGAUUAUGCAAUCGAUACGUCCCUACCAAGCAUAACUGUAAAUUAUAAGACCAGAAAGGAUGCAGAAAUCGCUCUGAUUAAAGGAAAACAUUUUCAGGAUCGUACCUUAUCAAUCACUUGGCAAAGUGGAAAUUCUCAUCGUUUACAAACUCAGAGAAGUGGGGAUUCAUCAACAAGAACUGUAAUGCUGUCUGAAUCAGAAGAGGAUCAACUCAUUGAUCAAAACCUUUUGGAUGGAGAUGAAGAAUUGCUUCCGGAGACUGAAGAAGCUCUACUACAAGAUGACGAAGAAGAGGACGAGGAAGAUCGUUCCUGGAGGCGAUAGUUGGAAGUGAAGUGUAUUGAUUGUGUUUAUAAUGUGACUUUUCUUUAGAACUGAUUGUUAGAAUCACUUUCAAUUUAUUUCUUGUGCACUAAGCGUCUUAAGUUCUGUUUUAACCACAAGUUUUUAACAUUUACUUGAGAUGAGGCUAGAAGUGCCGGUUUUCGGCAUUUUAGGCCGUCGUCGGUUGGAAUUUAUUCCUAACGUUUCUCUAGCACAAGUGGCUGGCAUCUUCAGAGGUGCGCCCACUGCUAGCACCGGGCAAAUUUGAAAGCAUAUAAAAGAAAAUAAGUAGAAAAGAAGAUGCUAGUCAUUUGUUCUUAAGACGUACCGUGAAGUGGGGUGACUUUGCCCAAUUCUGAAUUUUAAAUCGUGUUUAUUUCAAAAAUUGUUGUAUUUUCUCAAAUGCGCAUGGUCUAUGCUAUAAGUGGUAAUAAGGACAACACAACAAUAAUACGCUUUUUUGUUUAUUAAACAAAUAUACAUAGGGUGUUUCAAAACAAAUGCGAAAAACU